This is a messenger RNA of Halteromyces radiatus, 772 nucleotides long. RefSeq lists its product as uncharacterized. The transcript is spliced from 2 exons. Gene Ontology annotation, molecular function: nucleic acid binding. NCBI's taxonomy places the organism in Eukaryota, Fungi, Mucoromycota, Mucoromycetes, Mucorales, Cunninghamellaceae. Gene Ontology annotation, cellular component: mitochondrion. The record is from RefSeq and is a predicted model, not a curated record. Bases 169 to 771 code for a protein of 200 amino acids.
UUCAAAAAAUGGCCCUUUUUAUCGUAGGUAUUUGACUAGAACUUUUUUUUCUUUUUCCACUGUCAUAUUCUAUAGGUACAAAUUGUAUCUUCAUUUUAGUUGGAACUUUAUCUUUUCCCUCAUAUAUCUUUUUUUUUUUUUGUGAUUAUUAUAUACUUGUAUACAAAAAUGAUAUUACGACGAUGUUUUCAUGGCACAACGUUCUUAUCAACCAAACGCAACAUCAAACUACCCAAAGAUCCAACUUCGACGGUAUACAAAGGACGAUUAUUUGAAUGGCAAACAUUACAGGCGUUUGAAAUGCUUGGGAUGCAACUUGAACAUAUUGGAGGGAAAAGUGAUGGUGGUCUUGAUCUGAAAGGUGAAUGGUGUCUUAUAGAUAACAAUAUUCCAGUGGUAGUGCAAUGCAAGAAUGUCAAGAAUGGAUGUACACCUGAUCAUCUACGAGGGUUACUUGGUGCCACAGUGAACUUGAAUAUGGAACGACAAACACUUGGAAUUUUGGUAUCGGGGUCUUCCAAGACAACAUUUACACCGGAUACCAUGACUUUAUUCAAUCAAUCUUCUCUUCCUCUUGGUCUGGCACGUGUAUGUGACACUAUGCUACAAGCACUUGUCUUGAAUCAUGCUGCUCAACAAUGGCUGGAUAUCAAUAUUCACUUACGUUUUGAUCCUUUGGGUCGUCUUUUACCUCCUCCUUUGAUUCUUUCCGCUGAUGGCCGUCAAGUAGUACAAUCAUCUCUUCUCAAAAAUAGUAUAACAACCUCAUGAC